UAGAUGUUUACGCACUGCUCCAAUCUGAAAAAAAAAAAAAAAAACCCCUUCCUUUUCGAUUUUACUCUGAGAAAACUUUCCAGCAACGUAAGAUAUGAUUGAAAUGGAACUGUAGCUACCAAGAGUCGAUCUUUCUGUUAGAAGAAGCACAAACAUUGCUUAUUCUGAUUCUGAUUCUCCGACAAGGAGAAAAAUUAAACCAAAAAAAAAAAAGGAAGAUGUCGUCGUCGGAAAUUCCUGGGAUUUUGGAGAGCUCGAGGGAGCUUGAUCGGUUGAGGAAAGAGCAAGAGGAAGUGCUUUUAGAGAUCAACAAGAUGCACAAGAAGCUUCAAGCUACUCCGGAAGUAGUUGAGAAGCCUGGUGAUAGUUCUUUGUCAAGGCUUAAAAGUUUAUAUACUCAGGCCAAGGAUCUUUCAGAGCAUGAAGUAAAUAUUUCCAGUACCCUGUUGAGUCAACUGAAUGCUCUGCUUCCAUCUGGGACUCCAGGGCAACAACGAAGGAGGAUAGAAGGUAGUGAUCAGAAAAGGAAAAAAAUGAAGAAUGAGUCAGAUAUCUCAAGGCUGUCUCCUUCAAUGAGAAAUCAACUUGAAAUUUAUGCUAAUCUAAAGGGUGAACAGGUAGCAGCUAGGGUCACAGGUAAUAAUGCUGAAAAGGAUGAGUGGUUCAUUGUAAAAGUGAUGCAUUUUGAUAGGGAAACAAAAGAAUUUGAAGUGCUUGAUGAGGAGCCAGGCGACGAUGAAGAGGGUGGUGGCCAAAGAAAGUACAAGCUGCCCAUGUCAUGUAUUAUACCUUUCCCCAAGAAAAAUGAUCCAUCUUGUGCACAUGAUUUUCCUCCUGGAAGACAUGUUUUGGCUGUUUAUCCAGGAACGACAGCACUCUAUAAGGCAACUGUUGUCAGUCCGCCACGGAAGAGAAAGACAGAAGAGUAUUUACUAGAAUUUGAUGAUGACGAGGAAGAUGGAGCCUUGCCACAGAGGGCAGUACCCUUUCACAAUGUGGUUCCCUUGCCAGAGGGACACCGUCAGUGAAUCCUUGUUUAUAGCUGUGGAUAAUUAAAGUUGUUGUGUAGUGUUAUACCCUACCCCAGACAAUAUUGUUUCCCCCUUUCUCCCCUUCCUUUCAACUAAAAGGGACACAGUGAUGUACCAAACUCCUUCCUUAUUUGAGCCAUAAAAGUAGUGUAGUUGAACUUUUGCUUGAAAAUUAGGGAGUCGGGCUAGAUUUUCUUUUUCUCAAGUGCAAAUGCAGGAUUGCCACAGAAAAUGGAUGGUAGCAUCAAGGCUGCCAGGGUGAAAAAUAUUGCAUAUUUACUCUGUAAAUAAUUGGCAUGGUCAGUAUAUCUUUGGCAAUCUAAGUAUGAUGAACCAGCAAAAAAUCUCUGAAGUUAAAUUGUUACA
Messenger RNA from Hevea brasiliensis (rubber tree), 1397 nucleotides. RefSeq names its product SAGA-associated factor 29 homolog A. The transcript has 9 exons. Bases 219 to 1028 code for a protein of 269 amino acids. The record is from RefSeq and is a predicted model, not a curated record. Gene Ontology annotation, cellular component: SAGA complex. NCBI's taxonomy places the organism in Eukaryota, Viridiplantae, Streptophyta, Magnoliopsida, Malpighiales, Euphorbiaceae.